CUUCUCCUUUUCCGCCGCCAUUUCUGCGAGGAAGACAACAAGGAAGGAAGGAGGAGGAGGAGAAGGGAAAUGAAGAUUCUAUGGAGCCACCUCUUGGAUGCAGUAAGGAGACCAAUAAUAUAGGAAGAAGAAGAAAUAAUCUCAAGGUGAUACUCUUGCUGAAUUCUUGAGUUCACUUACAGAUAAAGGGAAAUAGUGCCAGGUAACCAUAUUGCAAUUCAGCAACCUUAUCACUGUUGACAUGGAGGAGAAAGCAUUUAAAUGCCUGGAGUGUGGAAAGAGUUUUUCUCGGAAGGUUAAUCUUCAGCAACAUGAAAGGACUCACACUGGGGAGAAGCCCUAUGCAUGCCUGGAGUGUGGAAAAAGCUUCCCUCAUACUUCAAAUCUACGUUUGCACCAAAGGACUCACACUGGGGAAAAACCCUAUAAAUGUCUGGAGUGUGGAAAGAGCUUCACUCAGAGUUCAAGUCUACAUUCGCAUGAACGGACUCACACUGGGGAAAAACCCUAUCAAUGCCUGGAGUGUGGAAAGAACUUCAUUGAAAGCGGACACCUACAAUUGCAUCAAAGGACUCACACUGGGGAGAAACCCUAUAAAUGCUUGGAGUGUGGACUGAGCUUCACUCAGAGUUCAAGUCUACAUUCCCAUGAACGAACUCACACUGGGGAAAAACCCUACAAAUGCUUGGCGUGUGGACUGAGCUUCAUUCAGAGUUCAAAUCUACAUUCACAUCAAAGGACUCACACUGGUGAGAAACCAUUUAAUUGCUCGAAGUGUGGACAGAGCUUCACUCAGAAUGGAAGUCUACGUGUGCAUCAAAGGAUUCACACUGGGGAGAAACCCUACAAAUGCCUGGAGUGUGGACAGAGCUUCAUUCGUAGUGCAGAUCUGCGUUCGCAUCAAAGGAUUCACAAUGGGGAGAAACCUUUUAAAUGCUUGGAGUGUGGACACAGCUUCACUCAGAGUGGAAAUCUACGUGUGCAUCAAAGGAUUCACUCUAGGGAGAAACCCAAUAAAUGCUUGGAGUGUGGACACAGUUUCACUAACAGUGGAGACUGUGCAUGUGUCAACAAGAGUAAACAUACCUAAUUUAUCUCCUAACUACAAGCGCUAUUAAAUCCUCCAAAUGCCCAUAAAGGGUCAUAAAUCUCUCCCUAACUGGGGUCCAGAUCAAAAGAGAGGAGGCUGAGCAGUCAUGUCUGAAGGUGACUGAAGCCAUACAUCUCAGAAUACAAACAGAAGACCAGGUGAUAGUAAGUAUGGCUAAUAGAAAGGGGAAGAGUGAGGAGGAAGAGGAGGAGGAAAAAAAUGAACAAGAUUGUAUCCGCAUUGGAAUAUCUUAAAUUUAUGGAGACAAAGACAUCUAAAGAAUUUAUCAAUACGGGUUAAAGAAAAUUACUAUAAGUUAAUAUGGAAAUGGUACCUUACACUAGUAAGAAUAGCAAAUAUAAAUAAAAACUACUCAAAAACUUGCUGGAGAGGAUGCCAAGAAUCAGGAACAUAUAUACAUAUGUGGUAGCUAUGUAAAUAAUUUUGGGGGGAAAGUCUUUCGAGAAAUAGAGGAUAUAAUGAACAUUAAAAUAGAAAGAAGUCCUAGUAUAGCUUUAUGAUCAUUAUAUAAUAAUAUACAAUUGAAAAAAGAGGAUAAAGAUGUGAUAACAAAUUUAUUAACAAUAGCAAGACUGCUUAUAGCAAGGAAUUGGAGAAGAGAAAUAAAUAUACAACUAGAGGAGUGGUACAAAGAAGUAUGGAAAUUGGCAAUAAAUGAUAAGCUGACAUGUAUAUUAAAAGUUCAAAGAGGUAUAUGGAAACAAAAUGAUUUUGAUGAAAUAUGGAGAAAAUUUAUUCAAAAAGUAUUUUAAAAGAAAGAAGGAAAGUUACCACCACAAGAAGAAGUGAAAUUUUGGACAGAUGAUAUGUAAAGCUGUGGCUUGGGAGAGGGAGGGGAGCACGGUGGUGAGAGAUAGAAAAUAUGUAUAAGCAGAAAAAUAACAGUAGAUGCCAAAAGUUAAAGUAUGAUAGAUUGUAUUGGAUAAUAUGAAUCUGCUGUAAAAUAAACAAUGUAUACUC
Anolis sagrei ordinatus is the source of this 2071-nucleotide messenger RNA. The record is from RefSeq and is a predicted model, not a curated record. NCBI's taxonomy places the organism in Eukaryota, Metazoa, Chordata, Lepidosauria, Squamata, Anolidae.